Molecule: messenger RNA, 579 nt
Organism: Leishmania major strain Friedlin
Lineage: Eukaryota; Euglenozoa; Kinetoplastea; Trypanosomatida; Trypanosomatidae
Gene: CyP3
Product: putative cyclophilin type peptidyl-prolyl cis-trans isomerase
Exons: 1
Coding region: 1-579 (192 amino acids)
Biological process (GO): protein peptidyl-prolyl isomerization
Cellular component (GO): catalytic step 2 spliceosome
Molecular function (GO): peptidyl-prolyl cis-trans isomerase activity
Source: RefSeq, a predicted model, not a curated record
AUGGGGCAAGUGGCACGCGUGGUGCAGGUGCAGAGCAGUGCAGGGGCUCUUAGUAUCGAGCUUUAUAACAACUUUUGCGCCGACUCGUUCUGGCAACUGGCGAGGAGUGACCAACUGCGCCGGUUAACGUUCCGCAAGCUGUUGGGCGGUUUUGCGCUGCUUGGUGAGGUGGAGGCGGUGCAGGGCCAUUCAACAACAGCAAGCGAAGUAGAUGCCGCUGCGCAAAGUCCAGAUGAUGUCCCACUACUGCACGUCGGUGCAGGACUGCUGAGUUGCAGACCAACCGUUGGUGCAGUGACAGCCAGUCGCCUUCUCAUUACUCUUUCUCCACAGCCGCAGCUCGACAAGACGCACGUCGUCUUCGGUCGCGUCUACUCGGGCAUUCACACUUUGGAGCAGAUAUCUCACAUGCAGGUGGACGCUGACUUUGUCUUGUACUCGCCUGUAACGGUCAUGAAGUGCAGCACAGCGCUGCUUUCGAGAGGCACCGCACCGCAAAGCGCUACGGCCAGAGCGGCACCGGCGUCGUGUGUAGUCACGUCGCAAUAUCCUUCGAGCAUUUUGGCAACGCUGGAGUAG